Messenger RNA from Aspergillus nidulans FGSC A4, 1560 nucleotides. RefSeq lists its product as uncharacterized. The transcript is spliced from 4 exons. Gene Ontology annotation, molecular function: transmembrane transporter activity. NCBI's taxonomy places the organism in Eukaryota, Fungi, Ascomycota, Eurotiomycetes, Eurotiales, Aspergillaceae. The coding region runs from base 1 to 1560 and encodes 519 amino acids. The record is from RefSeq and is a predicted model, not a curated record. Gene Ontology annotation, cellular component: membrane. Gene Ontology annotation, biological process: transmembrane transport.
AUGGAGGAGAAAGGGGCCAUUGAGCUAGCAGAGAGUGUGGAAGUUGGAAAACCUGACGUUGAACUCGGACAAGUUCUUGUCGAUGGUGAGGGACAGGUACAGCGAUUGCCUGUACCCAGCAAGGACCCGAAUGAUCCAUUGAACUACACAAGAUGGGAGAAGGUCGGUAUCAUUGUGAGCUGUUGCUGGUUCUUCUGGUUGUCUACGUUCCCAUCUCUUUUUGUCGGCGUUGGUCGGUCAAUCCACUCUUCCCACUUCCUUCUCGCAGCCACCAUUGGUUGCGCUGUUUGCAAUACCUGGGAGCAGCAUCUGGGUCUGCGGAUCCUCCAGGGUCUCUCAGCUGGUGUAACUGAAUCGGUCCUGCCUCUCAUUCUAGCUGAAGUAACGUUCGUGCAUCAACAUGGAAUGGUAUAUGGCAUGUAUUGGGCAGCACAGAGCACCAUUACCGGAUGUCUCAAUCUAGCUGCUUCCUACGAAGUGGCAGCUCUUGGAUGGAGGUGGUACUACUGGGUCUUUGCGAUCACGGUCGCCGUCGGCCUUCUCCUUGUCAUCGUCUUCGGGCUUGAAACUAGCUACCAGCGCAGCUCCCAGUUUGUCCAUGGUCGCAUGGUUGUCACAGACCAGUUCGGCGUAACUAGGGUGCUUAGCGAGGACGAAACACGACAGUAUCUCGGCACCCAUGGCCACCCAUAUAGUCGCGACGACGGCCAUAUACCGGAAGAGCUCCGGCCAAAGAAGACAUACUUUCAAAUGCUAAUACCAUGGGCAUCGCCAACCGAAAGUCCUCUGAUCCUCAUCCCCCGAACCACGCUUCAGAUCUUCUCAGCCUUCUUGUCCCCCGGCAUCCUGUACGCAACCCUCGUUGCCUCUGUCGUCCUCGGCUCCUCAAUCGGCAUGUCCCUCUCCUACAACACAGUCCUGCAGUACAACUACCAUUGGCCCGCAAAAUCCAUUGGGCUAAUCAACCUCGGUGGUGUUUUCGGUGGCUUCGGCGGCAUGCUCUACGCAGGCUUCUUCGGCGACAAAUUCAUCGUGUGGAUGGCGAAGCGGAAUGGCGGGAUUCACACACCCGAACACCGCCUCCCUCUCCUUAUUCUCCCUGGUAUCCUGGGAGUGGUGGCCCUUCUCCUCUACGGGCUCACAGCGGAUGGAAGCGCAACUUGGAGCGGGCCAUAUAUGGGCUGGACGCUCUUCCAAAUCACCUUCGUGUCUGUGCUUAUUCUGUCCACGUCAUUUGCGGCAGAAGCAUGGGAGAAGAAUCCCGGGCCGGCCAUUGUGGCCGUGGUUGGCGUGAAAAAUAUCGUUGCGUUUGCGUUGAGUUAUGGAAUUAAUCCAAUGACAGAGUUGUAUGAUUACCCCGUUGCGAUGGGGAUCCUUGCGGCGAUUGUCGGCGGAGUGUUCCUGUUAGGAGUGCCCGUUUAUUUCCUGAAUCCAAGAGUAAGCUCUUCCGUUUCUUCUCUUUCUCCUGAGUUCAAAAUGAGAUCUAACGAAGGUCAUCUGUCGCAGUGGCGGAGAUGGAUGGAUAUGAAGGAGCGGAGACAGCGACGUACAGCGAAUUGA